This is a messenger RNA of Rhipicephalus sanguineus (brown dog tick), 5629 nucleotides long. Its product is annotated as glutamate receptor 1. Gene Ontology annotation, biological process: modulation of chemical synaptic transmission; synaptic transmission, glutamatergic; monoatomic ion transport. NCBI's taxonomy places the organism in Eukaryota, Metazoa, Arthropoda, Arachnida, Ixodida, Ixodidae. Gene Ontology annotation, cellular component: plasma membrane; postsynaptic membrane. The transcript is spliced from 17 exons. The coding region runs from base 690 to 3437 and encodes 915 amino acids. Gene Ontology annotation, molecular function: transmitter-gated monoatomic ion channel activity involved in regulation of postsynaptic membrane potential; glutamate-gated receptor activity. The record is from RefSeq and is a predicted model, not a curated record.
GCUUGGGCAGGCGCACGCACGGCGCGCCCGCGCGACGCGCACCCCGCCGAGAGAAAGCAAAAAGACCCCGCGCCGUCUUCUCCUCUGCAGCCGUCGACACCGACCACGCGUGUCGUUUCUACCGAGAAAAUCCUUUCAGAACUCCGAGGAUAAGCAGUGGCACGAAAGUUGUUCCCCAGGAACGAACGAUUCUGAUUGCGGCGCCGUGAAUAGUUUGGAGCGAGAACGAACGUUCGGUUCGUAGGUAAAUAGACAGGCAUCGGCGAGAAGAGCCGAAACGUCCCAGCUUCUCCGGCAGUCUAAAGUCAUCGCUAUGACGCGUUUUUCCCGUGUAACGUAAACAAAUCGCGCAAGAAGUUUCUCCCUUCAUCUCUCCCGAUGACUUAAAUGAGAGAAAAUUUGCCUCGCCACUCCCGUUCACUGACUCCUUUCAGGUGCGAUAUGAAGCGCUACGUGCCUCGCGGCAUGCCUUCGUAAUAGCAAUAGAGAUAUCAAGAGAGAAGAAAGGACAUGGUUUCCUUAUCGAGCUCCUCCUCAUGGUGGUGUGCGGCGCUGACCCCCUGUGGGAAGGCUGCUCCGGCCGGAGGUGACGCGAUCGCGCCACGCCUGGAGUCGCCACCCGUAACAGGCCUCACGGUCACAGUCGAGGACAUCGGCCAUUUCUUCUAGGCCGUCUUGUGCCGAAGGACAUGGGAUCGUGGAUUCUCAUUGCGGCAACUUUCCUCUGGGGCUGCGCCGGGCUCGGAAGGUCUGGGCCCGACAAGCUUCCGCUAGGCUCGGCAGACUCUCUCAAGCACAGAGGAUCCGGAAGGUACCCCGGGGGCAGGUCCAACAGUAACUUGUACAUAGGCGCAAUCUUUACGCCCUACUUGCGGGAGCAGCAGACGGCCUACGAGUACACCAUGUACGAACACAACAGGGGUGACUCGAGGUUCAAGGUCAACUCCUCCACGGGCGUGGUUCUGAAUGACGACCCCUUCAACAUGACCCGAGAAGUGUGCCACCAGAUGAGCCGCGGCAUCAUCACCGUGGUGGCUCCGAACGUGGGCUCGUCGUACGAGACCCUGGUGUCGCUGUCCAACACGUUCCACAUGCCGUUCGUGAGCACCUCGUUCCCCGAGAUGGCCACCUACCGGCCGCCCUCGUUCGGGGUGUCGCUCAAGCCCAACUACAUACCGGCCAUCCUGGACGUCAUCAGUCACUACAACUGGUCCUUCAUCAUCUACCUCUACGACUCGGACGACGGUCUGCUGAAGUUGCAGCAGAUAUUCCACAUGACGGCAAACAAGAAGCUCGAGGUUCGCGUGGUGCGACGCUUCUUCAACGUGUCCGAUGCCAACUCGUUCCUGCACCAGAUGGAGCUGAACGACCGCGAGUCGCGCAAGUACGUCGUCCUCGACAGCACCGCCGACGUGGCGCGCGACAUCAUCAUCAACCACGUGCGUGACCUGUACACCGGGAGGAGGAACUUCCACUUCCUCCUCACGAGCCUCGUUAUGGACGAGUACUUCAACAACCAGAUCCUCGAACUCGGCGUGGUGAACGUCACCGGCUUCAGGAUUAUCCAGGUCAACAAGGACGAGUUCAAACAGUUCCACAAGCCUUGGGAAAAACUAGACCACAACAAAUGGCCCGGUGCUGGAACGGCUCACGUGUCCGCGGACGUGGCGCUGAUGCAUGACGCUGCAAAAGUGAUUCUGGACACGUACAGUCGCUUGCUGAAAAACAAGUCGGACAUCUUCCGCAACAACUUCCGCAGAGGGGAAGUCUACAACCGUGGUAUGAAAGGCAUCGACUGCCAGAGCUGGCCGGCCGUCACGUGGGAGCACGGAAAGACCAUCGCCGAAUUUCUUAGAGAGACGCACAUAACUGGCCUUACGGGAAACAUAUCAUUUGAUGCACAAGGAAAUCGUGUGAAUUUUACUAUCGACGUAGUUGAGAUGACGAUGAACAGUGAAAUGGUAAAGAUUGCGGAGUGGAGUGACUCGUCUGGUUUACAUCCGCAUCCACCAAAGUACAAACGAGUGAAACAAGACAGUGAGCUAGAGAACAAAACAUAUAUUGUGACUAGCAUUUUGGAGGAACCAUACCUUAUGUUCAAGAAGCCCGAACCAGGGCAAGUUCUUGUCGGGAACGACCAGUUCGAAGGAUACUGCAAAGACUUGGCCGACCUAAUAGCCGACCAAGUGAAAGUUAACUACAUCCUGAAGCUUGUCAACGACUCCAAGUACGGGGGUCGCGAUGUCAACUCUCCUGCCGGAUGGAAUGGGAUGGUCGGCGAACUUAUCCGCCAGGAGGCGGACAUUGCUAUCGCACCCCUGACUAUCACGUCAGCCCGGGAGCGGGUGAUCGACUUCACUAAGCCCUUUAUGUCGUUGGGAAUCAGCAUCAUGAUCAAGAAGCCCAUGAAAAUGAAGCCCGGAGUGUUCUCCUUCAUGAACCCGCUGUCGCGAGAGAUCUGGAUGUGCAUCAUAUUCGCCUACGUGGGCGUCUCGGUGGUGCUCUUCCUCGUCAGCCGGUUCUCGCCACACGAGUGGCGCUACGAGGAGACCUUCGUGGGGCCCUCGGUGUCCAACGACUUCUCGCUCUACAACAGUCUCUGGUUCUCCCUGGGAGCCUUCAUGCAACAGGGGUGCGACAUCUGCCCCAGAUCGGUGGCCGGUCGCAUCGUUGGCAGUGUGUGGUGGUUCUUCACGCUCAUAAUCAUAUCGAGCUACACUGCCAACCUGGCUGCCUUCUUGACCGUCGAGAGAAUGGUCACGCCCAUCAAUUCAGCCGAUGACCUCGCCAAACAAACGGAGGUCGAGUACGGCACGCUGUCCUUCUCCUCUACUCAAGAGUUCUUCCGGCGCUCCAAAAUCGCCGUGUACGCGCGGAUGUGGGAGUUCAUGAACACCCGCAAGCACGUCUUCACGUCCACGUACGAGGAAGGCAUCCGGCGCGUGCGCGAGUCCAAGGGCAAGUACGCCUUCCUCAUGGAGUCCACCAAGAACGACUACAUCAACGAGAGACACCCCUGCGACACCAUGAAGGUGGGCAGGAACCUCGAUGCCAAGGGAUAUGGCGUCGCUACGCCGCUUGGCUCGAAUCUCAGGGACCGGCUGAAUCUCGCAGUUCUCAGCAUGAAGGAAAACGGGGACCUGGCUCGUUUAGAGAACAAGUGGUGGUAUGAUCGCAGUGAAUGCAGAAGCGGUGACAGCAAGGAGUCCACUCAGAACGAGCUCACACUAAGCAACGUUGCCGGUUGCUUUUACAUCCUUAUCGGAGGACUUGUGCUGGCCAUGGUGGUGGCCUUGCUAGAGUUUUGCUACAAAUCUCGCAUGGAAGCAGCGCGCUCGAAGAUGACAAUGUAUGAGGCUAUGAAGGCCAAAGUACGAAUGUCCAUCACAGGGACACAACAUGGCGAUCGUGGAAGGGUACGGCAAGGCUCUCUCUAGUUGGGUCCAGCAAAUGUACAGCCCCACAUCAAAUAUGGUCGGACCUGACCACGGUAUCCUGGAACACCAUGCUCUUGCCGGAGACAACACCCACACCCAGGUCUGACCACGGUUCUGCCUCUCGCUCACACACCCGUGAAAAAGACUCCCAAGCACAGAAGACCAGACAUUCGCGUGAACUCUGUGUGACGAACUUUUUUGAACGAGGCCCAGAAGGGGACACAGAUCGCUACAUCGAAUCUGGGCUCCCAGAAAGUAUCAGCAGUGUUUGUGCAUUCACGGGGCUGACUUCAAUGAUUCUGAAGAAGUUUGGAGCUUUACAGAGUAUAUAUCAAGGUUUUCGUCAAGGUUCUCUUCAGAUUGAGCCAACCGACCCGAUCGCGGGCAUAUCUGUGCAGUGCUAUGUCGUUUCAGUUCACACAGACACAAUUUUGCAAGCAAAAGCAUUGUUUCUGAUAUUCAUCUAGAGUUUGAAUCAACGCUUACUAGAAAAAAGUAAAGUUCGAAAAGUGCUAGCUAGUCACGCAAUUGCAAGUUGAGGAUGAAGGACGAAAACGUUAAGUGUUUUUGUUGCUUUUAAUUUGAAUUUGAACGCUUUUCCGCGUACACUAGCCUGCGACCUGCGUUCAGCCAUUUUACGAAGCUCACACGGUGUUUUACUGAGCUUAACAAAAACUCCGCGAGGAGCUGGAGUUAAAUCAAGCUGAGAGAACACCAACCCACAAUACGUUAUGGUUCAACUUCGCGCCGCACGUUUGCUUCUGUACGAACGCGAGCUCUUUAAUAUGUUUCAAGUUAAGUCCGGUUAUAUUUCUUGUGGGGCGAGUAAGCGACCCUAGCGUGUUCUUCGAAACAACUUCCACCGCAACUGCCUGCCCAUUUUGAUUGGUGUAAAAAGCAGGCCUUACUCUUCUUGCACGCAUACAUCAUUUCAAAGCACAGAAAUGACGACGGGUCUGUACAAUCUCUUUGUACGAGAACAAAUUUUUGGGAGACCUCAACGAGUUCAAAGCACAGCUCUUUCGAAGACAGUAGAGGAAGAUGAUAGGCAUUCAUUAUUACUCAGACUUUGAUAUCAUUCCGUUAUUUCCGCGUGAUUAGUCCGUACUCGAACGUAGGAAAAAAGAAACGGCACCUGAAUCAAAACAAAACACGGUGUCGUUAAAGGGCAUCUUACUAAUUAAACGGCAUGUAAACAAAGCAUAAACUCGACUCAUACAUUUCUACAAAGCAUUCCUUUAGGCUAGACGAAUGAUACGGAAUCUUCAGUUCGAAUCACACAGAUUUAACAAAGCUGUUGACGUAUUGUAGAUAUAUUCCCCCUCCCCCCAUUGAUUGUUUGGGAACUCUCCGUAGGAAGCGAUUUCUAUCUCUUUAGUUUCCAAUCAUUUUACGCUGUUUAAAGUGCAAUAAGCAAGCCUCUUGAUAUUCUUUCGUGGAAUAGCAACUCGAGACGUUAUUGUUGUUACCUCACGAUAGCGCAGUGCGUGUUCGCCUGCGUUUCCUCAUAAAAGCACAAAUACUUUUAUCAGUUAGACCGUGCGUGUGCAUAGUUAAUACGCUUGCGUACCUUUUAAGACAUACACGGUGCUAGUUAAGUUUCGAACCACCUGUUUUAUGUUGGGCGACUGAAGUCACUGUCUAUGAUGUCCAUUGCUGGGUGCUCACAGCGUAGCCGACAUACUUAAAAAAAAACGACAGCUUGUUGAAUUGGGCGAAUAGCCCCUAAGAAUAUUUAGAGCUGGUCAAAGUUUGCACUUCCACGAAAUUAAGAGCCAUUAUAGUUUAUGAGCCACUAACACUAUCACGUUCUAUUAAUUUGAAACUAUUGAUAUUAUGGUUCUUAAGGCAUUCCUGGUUCGAAAUUGAAAAUUUGCCUACAAAACUGUGAAGCACUUGUGCCUGUAUUAUUCGCCUUUGAAAUAUUUAAGUCCCGAAAAGAGCUGAGUGACUGUAACCCGAUUUCUAGUUUAGCAUAUAAUAGGUGUUUACGCGUGGAGGCUUUCGCGCUUGUAUAGUAUUUGCUGUUAAGUGCUUGCGGCGAGAACUUUCGCACUCUUAAAUUUGCUGUGUGUCUCUUAUGGGGGUUCAACAUUGUUCUAAACACAUUCCCAUAAAAUUCACAUCUAAGAAGAAGGAUAUCUAGGGAAAUAUUAUUGUGUACAAUAAAGUUUCUUUGUUCCUGUUUCGUA